CUGCGUAUUUGGGUACUCCACCGGAAGUAGCUUAAUUAAUUAGGCAGAUGUUUAAAAACGAAAGUAGCGUGAUGGAGUUUGUUGUUGCUAUUGUAGUUUCAUUAUAUUUGUUAGGUGGUGUCGAUUGUCAUCGUUUCGAUGGUGAAUACACCAAAGAAAAAUAUUGCCCAGUAUCAGUGAACCAUGGAGACUGGGAAAUUGAUUAUGAUGAUGGAUACCGCUGCAUUCUGAGAUGUGACAAGGGGUUUGAACCAUCUGACUGCCAUGUCAUUAGAAGAGGUAAAGACGGUCGCUGGGCGAGGAAUAUUCCAACAUGUGUUGAACCACCGAUGGUAUCUGGUAAGACACUUGUUGCAGUCGGUGCAGGAAUAGGAGCAGUGGUAGCAGCACCAUAUGCCUUGGCAGCCGCCGGGUUCACUGGAGCCGGUGUUGCCGCCUGCUCCCUUGCAUCUUGGCUUCAGGGUUCUGCGACAGCAGCAGGGAGUGUGUUUGCUGUGAGUCAGAGUGCUGGGGCAGCAGGGUUCGCAGCCACCACACAAGCUGGUAUCUUUGGCGCCAUCUCAUCAACUACAAGAUAUGCUGCAGAGCUAUUGUCUGGAUGUGAAGAGGAAUAAAAAGUGACAUUUGCAGAUCUGUUUCUUUCCCUCCUUUUUUUGUUUAUUUUCUCAUUUGCGUGUAUUAAUUUUACUUUAGGUCUAUUUUUUCUCCUUUGUUUUGCGCCCACCCUGACACUACGAGUAUAACAUUAUAAUCUUUGGUUUUCCUAUAUUCUUAUUAUAACUAGAUUAACAUAGUUAUCUGUGAUGACUAAUACGACGUUGUGAUGAUUUCGCUUGACCAGAGUUGAGAAAUGUUUUUUGUUGAACAUUAUAAUCAUUUGUAGUUUUAAUUCUUUUUUUUGUGCCUUUUGUCCUUGACAACGAUGAUGUGUUUUUGUUUUAGCAUAUUAUUUUGAUUAUGAUUUAUUAUUAUUGUAUAUUAUUUCAGUAGCAAAAGAAAGUGUGCACUUGGUCAUUUUGGAAAUUCUGUAUAAACAUGCAUGAGCACAAUAGCAAAUUAAAUUUGGUAUCAAAAAUGUAUUCAUCAUACAAUGGUUAAUUUGUAUUUGUUUGUUUGUUUCAUUUUACGCCUUUCCCAACAGUAUUUCAGUCAUAUAAGCGGGUGGUUUCCUAACCAUAGUUCCUGGAGAGUUACACCAGUACUAGACUGCCUUCCUCCGUGCUAUACUACAAAAGCAUCUCCCGGGGAUCGAGCCCACGCCAGAGAGGUAACUGGAUUAGAAGUCACCGACUCUAACCCCUCGACCACGGAGGCAGUAAAUUUGUAUUUAAGAUUUGAUUAUUGUAAGAUUUUUGUUAAUAAUAAUUCGUGUUAUUAGCGGAAAGAUGAAAAAUGAAAGUUUCUUAAUUAAUCUUUUUUGUCCCCAAGCUUACGUGACAGUACCUGUUGUGUUAAUCUCAUUAUUAUAUGGAUCAACGAAAGUGGAGUUGUGUUUGAAUGAUGUUUCAUUAAUUAAAAAAAUCAAUUAUUAAUUAGCAAAAACGUAUUUACAAAAGAAACAAUUUUGCAACUUUCAUUGUAAAGUUCUGAUAAUAUGUAAUGAAAUUUAAAUGUUAGCUGUAGUGUAGUCAAUCACGGCUUGUAAUUUAAGCCGUGAGUGGUUACAUUUGUGUUUUUUUUUAUACCAAAUAUCUCAAUACAUUUCUUAAAUAAAAUAAGUUUACAAGAUUUCACUGUAACCAAGUGCACUCUUUUUUGCAACUCUGGAGAGUAUAUAUAUAAAGUCGUGAGAAUAGGGACUGUUCGUAUUUGAUCGAGAAAAUGGAAAAUGACAGAGUCCAAACUACCCCUUAUUCCGUAUCUAAUAUCAGCCAGGGUGUCUCGUAUUUUCGUGGAACAUGCUUAAACUUAAACAGCAGUUGAUAAAAACCCUAUUUUUCUUAAAUAUCAAUAUAUCUAGAAUGAUGUGUUUAUAUUUCUAUUUUAAUUUUAAUCAUACUAUAUUUUACGUUCAUUUGAAUCAUAAAGUACAUGUACAUAUCGAUCAGCCUUCAGCAAUAAAUCGGAUUCCCAGAUAAUACGAGAAAGUACCUAGUUUAAUCAUCAAGAGGUUGAUAUA
Molecule: messenger RNA, 2119 nt
Organism: Ruditapes philippinarum (Manila clam)
Lineage: Eukaryota; Metazoa; Mollusca; Bivalvia; Venerida; Veneridae
Exons: 4
Coding region: 48-614 (188 amino acids)
Biological process (GO): apoptotic signaling pathway
Cellular component (GO): membrane; mitochondrion
Source: RefSeq, a predicted model, not a curated record